AUGGGAAGAUGCUGCCGCGGAAGCCGACAACCUCGUGUACACGGCUUGGGGGCACAUGGCAUGGGGAAGCAUGGUCAGGUGUUGCUCGUGUUCUCCGCUGCGGUGUCCAUCAUUCUAGCUUUGCAAAAUCGAGCAGGUUGCGGCUGGGUGACGCAGAGAGCACGUUCAGAGCUCACGGAACACAGCAGAAGAGCUUUGGUGGUCGUCACAGAUGUGGAUGGGACCUUGAUGAAUUCAUCCAAUCAGCUGCCAGCCGCAAACUGCGAGGCCCUUCGUCGUUGCGUGCAACAGGGUGUUCCAGUCAUCUUGGCAACUGGCAAGCAUCGCGGCCCCUGGGUUCGUCGUUUGCUGGAUCAGGUGGCUGAUCCAAUCGUUCAAGCCUUGUCCGAGUGGACGCUGAAUGCUCCUGGAGUAUUUGUGCAAGGAUUGCGUGUGUGCGAUUCUGCUGGGCAGGUCGUGGUCGCCAACGUGCUGCCGGCCAGUGUGUUUCAUGCUUGUGCUCGCCUGGCAGAGCGCAAAGCGUGGACACUGUUGGCUUACACCGAUUCCGACCAGAUCAUCAGCAAUCGAGCAAGCCCUCUGAUCCAAGUCAUCAACGCACUCGGUGAACCACCUGUGACGUUUGGCACUGUGGACGAAAAUACCAGAAUUCACAAACUUCUUUUUCUCGGAGACCCUUCGAUGGAAAAGGUUGUCAGGGUUGAGGUGGAAGCGACGAUCGGUGCAGAGGCAUCUCUCACGGUCGCCAUAGCAGGCAUGGUGGAGGUCUUGCCGAAGGGGAUUUGCAAGGCCGACGGUGUCAGGCAAGCUUUGAAAAUUCUGGAUGCUGAUCCAAGUGAUGUCCUCGCGUUGGGGGAUGGCGAGAAUGAUGUUGAGAUGCUUCGCGAGAUACGUCGCGGCGGUGGCAUAUCAGCAGCCGUGCAGAAUGCACGGCCGAUGUUAAAAGAGGUGGCCGAGUACACGGUCGCUUCCUGUGAUGAGGUGCUUCUGCAGGAUUGGCAGGUCCGAGCAUUCGUCCAGGAUAUUCUCACCCGUGACUGCUACGAGACUUUACCAGACAGGCGUCCAGUAACCUGCGCCAACAUUCAGUCACUGUCACAGAGGCAUGUGACGACGAUGCUGCGCUUCUGCAGCUUCCAAGAGGACCAGCAAGAAAUGAUCCAGACUGCCUUCAUCGACCGGCUCAAAAGUGAUGCAAACGCGUCCAUGCAUCACGCCGGCCUCCAGAAUGUGAGCCAUCCAGACGUGGCAGCGUUCGAUACAUUCAGUGCCAUUGGUGGCAUGCGCUCGCCGCAAGACGAGACCCAGGCUGUCCCUGUCUUGCCGCAGGGCGGGCUCGGGCACCACCGAACCACAGCCAAGGCGCUGCUCGAAGCAGCCAUAUCGCUUGAUAUCCUCUCCCAGCCACAACUAGUGUUCUGCCUAGCGACGGCAAUCUGCAGCUUAGUGCUGGUUGGAGAGUUGGCAUCUUUUCAAGGGUUCGAGCACAGUCGCUUCUUCUCCUCUCUACUUGCUGCUAUGAGCCUUGUCGGCACCAACCUGGCAGAACAUGCCAAUCUGCGAGCUGGCAUAGGUGUCCUGGAUCUGAUCUAUGCCAGAUUCGUCAUGCUCGCGUUUACAGGUGUCGUGCUCGUCAGGUUCCACCCGCGCAAGCCUGCCGCACUUCCAGGGAAUCCUGAGCAAGCCAUUCAGAUGUUGCUGGGUACUUUCUCUGUCAGCGCCAGCUCCAUGCUGCUCUGCGGUGGUGUGCAUUUGGCACCUGGAACAUUUGUCCUGUCGGGACUGGCAACUUUGUCAAGCUUCGGCGCCGUGUUGAAGCAGUGUAUUCUUAGGGAGCAGAUUGAGUGGGACGAGAGCUUGGCUUCUGUGGGACUCCUGCUUUCCGUGCUGCCAAUGCUGAGUGCUGCUGCUCAUAGUAGCCAGGCGACCCUUCUCGGCAUAGUCUUGGGGCUUUUAGCCGCCAUAACGUUGGCGACGUCUGCCUUGGUGCAACGCAAUCUGUGUGGAACAGUGCAUCAUACGGUUCUUCUGACAUGGUCAGGUGGAGUAGGGCUCAUCAUGUUCAGUCCGGUGGCCCUCAUCUUUCCCGAAGAAGCUCGCGUUUUAUGGACCUUGAACUGGCCACACUUCGCCUGCAUGUUCUUGUACGGUUCCCUGAGCUUGGCGUCCACCACACUUCUACUCAAGGUGGCAAACAGCUCCUUGGGAAUAAAGGCAGAGGCAAGUUAUGUGUUAUUUGCUGGGAUCGCUGCUGGUUGUCAGUACAUAUCAGACAUUGUACUCCUUCACAGCGACUUCCCUUUUGUGGUGCAAACCAGCUUCGCGCUCGUACUUACAUUUCUUACAUUUUCUUAUCUGGUAUCCUGCAGACAAAUUAUUAGAGUAGAGGAGUGUAUGAGCAUGGCGGGCAGUCUUCAGUUUGAACCGCAGCGAUUCAGCCAAAGGCUAUCGCAACAAGCGGAAAACGACAUGUAG
This is a messenger RNA of Symbiodinium sp. CCMP2456, 2475 nucleotides long. NCBI's taxonomy places the organism in Eukaryota, Dinophyceae, Suessiales, Symbiodiniaceae. The record is from the annotation of a GenBank genome assembly.